AAGUCGAUUCAGGACAGUCACGUUUACAUCCAUUCCGUUUCGUUCUCCCAGGUUGGCGGACUCCCCACGUGGUAUUGCCAUGGCCCGCUCGGACAGCGCUGUGUGGACGGAAAUCACCGAAUCACGGUUCGUCGGAGAGACGGACAACCUCGGCCUGAUAGACGAACCCUAUGGCCGAUCACUCUCGCGUGGAGGACCACAAGACGUUCUGCAGGGUGUAAAGUUUUACCAAGGUCCUGUGUUUGUCAGUAACUCGUAUUUCACGAAUUACGAAGAACGGACAUGGAAUGGUUUCUUCCGACCCGCCGGCGCCAUCAGCUUCAAGCGACAUAAUCAAUACCCGUCAAAAGCUCACAACAGUGUGAAAGGAAUCAAAUUUGGCUUCUGUGAUAAGACUGGAGGUAACUGGGUGUACAACGGAAACAGCUCUGUGAAAUUCUUUUCGAACGACGACGGAAAUCGGCAGAUAACAUUCAAUGAUAUCGACGGCAGCGUGACCGGUCGACCUGACAGCCAGGUGGUGAAGUCCCACCGGUUCUUUACCACACCGUGCUGUUCACACAGAGACACCUGGAACAUGGACGUGUGUCCGCACCAAUAUGCAAAGUUAAAAAUUAAGGGGGAGGGCGGCCCUUUGGAUCCUUCAAAAAUUAAGGAUUACCCUAUCAAACUCUUCAGAGAUGACAGACCAAAUGAUCCAUUUGCCUUGGAAGGAACGAAAGGUUUAAAUUAUCUUGUGAUUAAAGGAAAAUCAUACAUAAUCAAUUUCAAUGGAACUGCACCAGACAAAGUAAAGCUUGAGGCUCAAAACCUGUUUCCGGGUGAUAGUAUUCGUGUUGGUCUAUGUUUUCCAAAAGAUGUCACAAGUUUCACAUUUACUGGAUCAUUACCAAGAAUAACAAAGGAUGACCCUAUGUUUUCUGUUACUACGAUCACCGAGUUGGAUAGUGAUACAACUGGAAGGGCAUAUUUUUGGGAUGUUACUACAGGUUUGCUGUUUGUAAAGAUCAUUGGUUUUCACAACCGAGUGGAUGGAGAGAAAUGUCCAGGAUAUCAAUGUCCUGGUGUGAAUAUAAUUAGAAAUGAUGGUAGCUCAAUAAUAGCAGACUGCUUUGAUGCAGCUUAUACUGGAGCAGCACCUUACAAAAAACCUGAUUCUUGUUCUAAAGCUGUUCCUGAUCCACUUCCAUGUCCUUCACCUCUGCCAUCUCCAGAGGGUUAUGGCAUGACAGUAGUACCAAGCAUAGAAGACGUACCUAAGUUUGUAGCACAGUGUCCAGGCCCGGUAGCUCACCCAGGAAGAGGCACAGUUGAAUAUAUGGGCUGCUUUAUAGACACAACAUUGCGAGACCUGCCACAUCUGUUUCAAACGUUAUUUAGAUCUAUGACGCCAGAUUUCUGUAUAGAGAGGCAAGUCGACUAGUUUUAU
Messenger RNA from Gigantopelta aegis, 1429 nucleotides. Its product is annotated as cell surface hyaluronidase-like. The transcript is spliced from 10 exons. The record is from RefSeq and is a predicted model, not a curated record. The coding region runs from base 80 to 1423 and encodes 447 amino acids. NCBI's taxonomy places the organism in Eukaryota, Metazoa, Mollusca, Gastropoda, Neomphalida, Peltospiridae.